AUAGUUUUUUUUUUUAGAUGAGUAGAAAAAUUAUUUAUAAUUCCUUGAAUUUUAAAAGACCAUCUAUAAUAUGUAUGCGUUAUUUGUCUGGUGUUGCUCAGAUGCGGGAAAUUGUAGGCAAUCAACUUGCUGCUGUUAAAGAAUCUGGAACUUGGAAAUCAGAAAGAGUAAUAACUAGCAAACAAGGAGCUGUUAUUACUAUAAAAGGAAACCCAGAUAAAAUGUUAAACUUCUGUGCAAAUAAUUACUUAGGAUUGUCAUCGCAUCCUUCUGUAGUUGAAGCAUCUCGUGAAACUUUAUUAACACAUGGAGCUGGUCUCAGCUCUGUACGAUUCAUUUGUGGUACUCAAGAUAUACACAAAGAGCUUGAACGCAAAAUAUCUUCAUUUCAUCAAAGAGAAGAUGCAAUUUUAUAUAUAAGUUGUUUUGAUGCUAAUGCUGGUAUUUUUGAAACACUUUUAUCAUCUGAUGAUGCAAUAAUUAGUGAUGAGUUAAAUCAUGCUUCAAUAAUUGAUGGAAUCCGAUUGAGUAAGGCAAAACGUUAUCGAUACAAACACAGAGAUAUGAAAGAUCUUGAAGUGCAACUUAUUGCAGCUAGAGAAGCUGGUUCAAGAAUGAUUCUUAUUGCUACUGAUGGUGUAUUCAGCAUGGAUGGAACUGUUGCACCAUUGAAUCAGAUAUGCGACCUUGCAGAAAAGUACAGUGCAAUGACAUUUGUUGAUGAGUGCCAUGCUACUGGUUUUAUGGGAGCAACAGGGAGAGGUACAGAAGAAUAUUUGGGUAUCAAACAAAGAGUUGAUAUUAUUAACUCCACACUGGGAAAAGCACUUGGAGGGGCAGCAGGUGGUUACACAACAGGUCCAUCAGAGCUAAUUUCUUUGUUGCGUCAAAAGUCAAGACCCUACCUUUUUUCUAAUACACUACCUCCUCCUGUUGUUGCAUCAGCUGAUAAGGCUUUUGAAAUUCUACUGCAAGGCACUGAUCUACCUUCUAAAGUAUCUAAGAAUGCUCAGUUGUUUCGAAAAAGAAUGACUCAAGCUGGUUUUAAUGUCAUUGGAGACGAUCAUCCAAUAUGUCCAGUAAUGAUGCCAGACGAACGUACUGCAGUCCAGUUUGCUGACAAAAUGCUGACUCGAAAUAUUUAUGUCAUUGGAUUUACUUAUCCCGUUGUACCAAAAGGAAAAGCUCGAAUACGCGUUCAAAUGUCUGCGGCGCACUCAAUUGACGAUGUAAAUGCUUGUGUGGAUGCUUUUAUCGAUAUCGGGAAAUUUUUAAAGGUCAUUCAUUAAAAAAUUCUUAAAGUUUGAUAAAUUAGAACAAGAUUUUGUUAAAAAAAAAAAUUAAAUCAAAUUUGUGUUAAAUGUGCUAAUUUUUAUACAAAAAAAAAAAAGUUAAUUAUCACCAAAAACUGAAACUUAUUUUUGUUGACAUUAAUUCAAUAUAAAAAAAAAAUUGAAAUUCAUAGACUUUAUGUUAUCUCAUCUUAUGUUAUCUGUUAACUCAUAGACUUUAUGUUAUCUUUUCUUAUGUUAUCUGUUAACUCAUAGACUUUAUGUUAUCUCAUCUUAUAUUAUCUUUUAAUUCAUAGACUUUAAGUUAUCUUAUGUUAUCUGUUAACUCAUAGACUUGAUAUUAUCUUAUACUGAUACUGAUGUUAUCUGUAACUCAUAGACUUUAUGUUAUCUCAUCUUAUGUUACCUUUUAACUUAUAGACUUUAUCUCUAAAUUCUUACUAGUUUAUUCUUACUUAGUAUAUUUUUAAAUGUUUUUUAUCAAUGUAAUUGUUGUGCUUGUUUUUUUUUUUAUCGAAUUUUGAAUUGUUUUUUGUUUUUUUUAUUUAUAAUAUAUAAAUGAAAAAAAAAAAAAAAAUGAUAUAAAGAGUAAAUAAUUAUUUCUUUAAUUUUUAGAAUUAUAGAUUUCGAUUUAAAUAAUUUAGAUAAAUUAUAUUAUUUA
Hydra vulgaris (swiftwater hydra) is the source of this 1953-nucleotide messenger RNA. Lineage: Eukaryota; Metazoa; Cnidaria; Hydrozoa; Anthoathecata; Hydridae. The record is from RefSeq and is a predicted model, not a curated record.